This is a messenger RNA of Thamnophis sirtalis, 3694 nucleotides long. Lineage: Eukaryota; Metazoa; Chordata; Lepidosauria; Squamata; Natricidae. The record is from RefSeq and is a predicted model, not a curated record.
CUCCAGGCAGAAGUGGAGAAACCACUACUCAACUUCCGUGAAAACUUCAAGAAAGAUAUGAAAAAGUAUGACCAUCAUAUUGCUGAUUUGCGAAAACAGCUGGUUAGUAGAUAUGCAGCAGUGGAAAAGGCUCGAAAAGCAUUAACAGAGAGGCAAAAGGAUUUAGAGAUGAAAACACAGCAGUUGGAGAUAAAACUGAGCAACAAGACAGAAGAGGAAAUUAAAAAGGCCAGGCGGAAGUCUACUCAAGCUGGAGAUGAUCUCAUGCGUUGUGUGGAUUUGUAUAACCAAGCUCAGUCAAAAUGGUUUGAAGAAAUGGUAACCACCUCUCUGGAACUCGAGAGGCUAGAAGUCGAGAGGGUGGAAAUGAUUCGGCAGCACCUUUGCCAAUAUACACAGUUGCGACACGAGACAGACAUGUUCAAUCAAAGUACAGUGGAACCUGUGGAUCAGUUGCUUCAGAAAGUGGAUCCAGCCAAAGACAGAGAACUGUGGGUAAAAGAACACAAAACCGGUAACAUCAGACCUGUGGAUAUGGAGAUAUAGACUUCCGUGACCAGGUGGGCUUUUGAGUCCACCCAGUUCGAGGGAUUUCCAUAAAGCUUCAAGAGGAGGAACAGGAGAGAUGUUCCACUGUCAGCUUCCAUAUCUAUUUAUUAUUGUCUGUAGGGACUAUUUCUGUCAUGUUUGAUCAUUAUUCCAUUCCUAUAGUGCUAUGCCUUAAACAUCCAACAUUCCAGGGUUGAGAAGCUACUCUUUUUCCUUCUUUUUGAAACUGGCUCCUAGAAGCCAAGCACGUGCAGCUCCCAUGAUCAAUGGCUGGGUCUGUUUGCUGGUACAAAAAGAAUCUUGCUAUUCUGUGGUUAUCUAUUUUGUGCUACUCCCCUUGCAUGAUGCUCUGUUUUGUACCGUAAUGUUAAGACACAAAUAAGGCUGUGCCAAACCUAUGGAUGGGUGAGUUUGAAUGUGAUUCUGGAAGUAGGGAGAUCCUCCUGAACGUUCCCACUGAAGUAGGCAGGAGUGGGGAGGUGGUUUUAAAUUCCCCCCCUCCACCUCCUCUCCCACCUACACUUUAUGAAAUGGAGUUCAUAAUGCUUACCUACCUCACAGGGAUGUUGUGAGGAUAAUAUCUUUGUAGAGUGUUAUGUUUUAACAACCAUUGUCUCCUAUAACUGCAAAUACUAUUGCAAGGCUACAGUGAAAAGGCUUGUUUGAGUAAAGAAAAGGAGGCCGUGGGUCAGGAGACAAUGUACCCAAAGAAAUACGCUUGGGUUGGCCCUCUUUUAUACUGUCUCAGGUACUUAACUGGCUGCAGUCCUCAAGCUACUUGUGAUCUUUUGACUUCUCCAGGAUCUGCAGAAAUGAUCAGAGAAUUGGAACUAUUGACUUUCCCCCCAAUAGAAAAAGAGCACUUUCAAGACACAGUUGCCUCUUAUCCUGUGUGCUUCAAGAGCCUUUGGAAGAGUGUAAAAAACCAUAUUCCAAGUGCAUCUCCAUCUGCAAAAUAACCCUACAUGAGUGUUAGGUUAUUUAGAGGCUAGGAUCUUGACUCUGCCAAAUAUGUCUUCCCUGAUUUCCAAUUUUGUGUUCAUGUCACAGAGAUCCCUGCACUGAUGACAACAGCAAAAUUCUAAUGGAACUUAGGUACAGGGGAAGAUUUUGCAAGCCUUUGGCUCUUGAGUUCCCACACUCUGGCAGCUAUUUUUUUAAAAAAGUGUUUUAUUUUAUAACAGAGUUCAGGCCAUAUUAAGUCUCGUUAUAAAACUAUCAGAUGGUCAAAAAUCAGCACAAGUGAGUUAAGAAGUGACUAUAUGAAUCCAGCCAAAGACACAUUAUACAGCUAGAUAUUUUCAGAAAUGCAGCUAUUUUGAUGGUACUUCAAGGCUUUACCAAUUGAUCCUUAGCUCCUGUAUUUCAGAAACUGUUGGGGGAAAACCACCAUGUUCUUUGUUCCCCUCCUUUUUUCAUUUGUCUUGCAAUGGUGUUUGUACAGGACAACUAUUUGCUUCAAGUAUCAGGGCUUUAAAUUUUUUUUUUUGUACUGCCAAGUAUUUUGUUUGAACAUGUGUCACAAACAUCUACUAUUCAUUUCAUUAUUUCUUAAAUCUUUAUUUUUCCAGGAAUACAUUUGUCAGGUUUUUUUUUACCAGACUUUCCAUCAGCACUAUAACUCUUGUCCUUUCUAUUUUCAAAGUAAUGGUUUUAACUGCAACUACAAAAAUGUAAUAUAGAUAACCUAAGCCUCUUACAUUUAAAAACAUAUAGGAGGAAAUUUGGGAUAAGAGAUGGCAUUGUUUUUUCUGGAUUAUUUGAUGCUUACAUUAUUAAACACAGUAUGAAGAAAGCUAUUCCAGUUAAUUACCACUCAAAUGUGCCCUCAUUUGAUUGAUUCUUUUCCCUUUCCCUUCGGCUUGUUUUCUAUUAUCAACAAAAUCCUCUUUUUCAUCUCCAAGGGCAUCACAGGUUUAUAAUAAAUAUAUAUAUAUAUAUAUAUAUAUAUAUAUAUAUAUAGUCUUUUUCCCAAGAAGCUGACUGUCAAGAUUUGCAAAAAGUACAAUUUAUCCUGCUGGUAUGUGUGAGUACAUUAAGGCCUGGAUCGAAAACAAUAAAAAAAAAGAAUUUCUAAGGCAUCUAUUUAGUUCCUUUCCUGUUUUGAAGCUUGUGAUAUUUCAGUAUUCCUUGCAACCUUUCUCUAACUGUCUGUUUUCAGAACUUCCUUCAGUUGUUGACCAUUGAUUUUCUGGGCUUUUUCUGUUUUCCAUACUUGAUACUGUUUAACUAUAUGUUCUUUUGAUAAAAUGGACUGCAAUUAUUUGUACAUUCCACUACAACUUUCUUCACGAUCACCAAGCAAACUGCUCGUGGCAUAUUACGAAAAUUGCUAUUUCCAAAUUAUAUUUUAAGAUUCACUUUAAAUCUGACUGAAUUUAAAAUACCCAUCUUAUUUUUCUAGAUAAAAAAAUAGUCAAAGCACCUUAAUUGUAAAUGUAAAACACUGUCUGGAUCAUUUGAUUUUCAUGUAUCUGCUGCUUUCUAUCAACUAACAAUUGUCUCUUUUCUUCUUUUUAUCUUCCAUGAUUAUCUUAACCAUUACUACGCUUUUCUCUUUUCUUCUUUCAUUGAAAGCUCCAGUGAUUGGUAAUGGCAAAAUGUGAUUUGAUUGCAGGAAAAUCCCCAAAAUUUUAAAGAAGUUUGUAAAUAGAUUUCUAUUGCUGUUAUUAUUUCAAAUACUACAGUGUAUUUCUCGGACUAGCUUAAUCUAUGUUUCCUUUUAAGUUCUACGUGCCUUCUAAACAUUAUUAUUUUAUAUGAAGGAUAAAAGUACACAUUGUUCUCCAGACUCCUUUUUGUGCUCCUCGAGGUUUUGGUGAAAAUAUUGGAUGUCUUUUAAGGGCCUAUGAGCUAUUAAGGGUCAAAAUCAGGGCUGUAAGCCUUGCAAUUGCUUAAGAUGCUAAUUGCAUCACUUAAAACUCCUCAUGCCACCAUGGUCUCAGUACUUUUUGAGUUCAGCUCUCAAUGUGACAUGCAAAGCUCAGAUGCUUUCAGUCUUAUAAUAGCAUUCCUUGCAAUUCUACUUAAAAAAACUAUUAUUUGGGAUCCAUUACAGGCAAUCCUCCACCUCUGACCACAACUGAGCCCAAAAUUUCUACUGCUAAGAAAGACAUUUGUUAAGUGAGUUUUUGACCCAUGCUAU